AUGACGCGUUCGAGCGGCGUACUCGAGGAAGGCUGUCCCACUUCCGACGCCUCCUCUUCGAUCCCGGAAAACGAGCGGAAGCGCAGCGGGGCUGGGUCCAAGAGCCGCUCUCAGGAGGCGCGGGAAGCAAAGCGAAUGGAGACGCAGCCGGCGGACUCAACGGGAACAGACGAAGCACAGGCCUCGGCGAACGCGCGAUCCGGCGAGGAGAGCGGCAAGAGAAGGAAGAAGGCGGAAGCAGACGGAGCGGCGCCGAUGAAAGCAAAGAAGAGGAAAGGCGACGCCCAGGGCGUUAAGCACGAGCGUGUGGAUGACGAGGAUAACAGCUCAGAGAACGCCCUUUCCUGCGCAGACGCCGAGGCGGAUGGGAGGGUAAAGGAACCCGAGGAGCGGAAGAAGUCUAGAAAAAGUCGAGCGCGGCAACCCCCCGCCUCGGAAGACUCAACUGAGAGCGGGGAGGGGCCAGGAUCCGAGCCGGUCUCUCCCCCAGCGGACUCCUCAGCCUCUGGUUCCUCCGUCGUCAAAGUGAUUCGGAAAAGGGGCGAAGGAGGCCUUCUCGACACCUCGCAGACGUUUGAGGAAUUCAGUUCACUCUACCUUGACAGACGCUUGGCGCGUGCAGCCGUACAGCAAAUGCAGCUGCAGCAUCCCACGCACGUCCAGGCACAGGUGAUUCCCUUGGCUCUUCAAGGGAAGGAUCUUCUCGCGCAGGCGCGCACCGGCAGCGGAAAGACACUCGCCUACGCCCUGCCGCUGCUCCAGCGCUUGCUGGAGAGACGCGAAGAAGAAAAGGCAACGCAGCCAAGACCCGAGGGCCUCGAGGCGCUCGUCCUGGUCCCGAGCAAGGAACUUUGUCUGCAGAUUCACGACGUCUUUGUGGCGCUCCUGAAGUACUGCCGAGACUUGAUCACCGUGAACCACACUGCAUUGGCGUCUUCGGGCUCUCUUCUGCCUUUCCUGCCGCCUUCCAUUCUGAUUGGAACGCCCGCGGGAGUGGUGGCGUACUUGGGGAAACUCGACAGCAGCGCGUCAAUCAAGAGUUUGCUGCAGCGAAACCUCAAAGUGCUUGUCGCCGACGAGGCCGACUUGCUGCUUUCCUUCGGCUUCGAAAGCGAAAUGGCCCGACUUCUCGCCUGCUUGCCGGCAACGGCCGAGAGACACUACCAAGCCCUCCUCGUCUCCGCGACGCUCAACGAAGAGGUUGCGCAGUUACAGCAGAUGCUUUUGCAUAAAGCGGUGAUGGUGGAGAUUGAUGACACUCUCCAGCAAGCGUCGUCUCAGCUGUCUGAAUUUUAUCUCUCGUUACCGAAACCCGGCGACAAGUGGGUUGUCCUCUAUGCUUUCCUGAAGCUCGAUCUCGUCCCUCGGAAGUGCCUCAUCUUCACUUCCGGCGUCUCCAGCGCCUACGCCGUUCGCAUUUUCCUUGAACGCUUCGGCAUCAGCUGCGGCGUCCUGAGUCCGACGCUCUCGCUUGAGUCUCGUCAGUCCCUGAUUCAGGCAUUCAACAAAGGCCUCCUCGAAAUUCUCAUCACGACUGACGGCGCUUGGGACGAAGACGCACAAGCUGACGAGGGAGAAGAGGAAGACGAGGGAGAAGAGGAAGACGAGGGAGAAGAGGAAGACGAGGGAGAAGAGGAAGACGAGGGAGAAGAGGAAGACGAGGGAGAAGAGGAAGACGAGGGAGAAGAGGAGGAAGAUGAAGACGAAGAGGAAGAAGACGCAGAUGAAGACGCAGACGAAGACGAAGAUGGAAAAAUGAGUUCUGAGGAGGAAGACGAAUCGGACGACGCCAGCGCAGAGGCUGCGGCGGAAGCAAUCCGCAAAGACGCAUCCUCUGAAGGCGGCGAGGCUCCGAAAAAGCGAGAGGCUUUCAAGCGCAUGCCGGACGACGAAUUCGGAAGUCACAGAGGCUUGGAUCUCCAGAGCGUUGCAUGCGUUCUCAGCUUCGACAUGCCUCGAAGUGUCCGAAGCUACAUUCACCGAAUUGGGCGCGCAGGCCGUGGCGGCGCCCAGGGCGUGUCCGUCUGUCUAGUCAGCCAAACGGCCGCUCGGGAGGUUCUUCUUCUUCGCAAACUCGUUCAGCUCAGACGCGAGGGAAAUAGCGGUGGAUCGACAGCAUUGAAGCCGCUCUCGCUGCGUCUCCAGGACGUUGAAUGUUUCCGGUACCGCGUGGAAGAUGUUUGUCGCGGCGUGACGAAGCGUGUCAUCGCAGCCCUCGUGGCGAAGGAGCUGCAACAGGAAGUCUUGCGGUCGCGAAAGAUGAAAGAUUUCUUCCGCCGGAAUCCGCGAGACGAAGAAGUCCUGCGCGCCGCAUGCAAACAGCUAAAGGAUCGCGCUCUGGCGGGCCGUGGCCAUCUUCAGCACUUGCCGGCGUAUCUCCUCGCACAAACCCCUCCGGCGCAGAAAACAGCCGUGCAGCUGGCCGUGGAGGCGCAGGCCGUGCAGGGUACGCAGGCGACGCAAGAGAAGCGCGGUCUGAAGCGUCGGACGCUCGUUGAUCCUCUCAAGAGCUUCAAGGCUGGAAGUGACAAGCGGCGCCCGGGAAGGCCCGGCCGAGGGCCUCGCGCCCAACGCGGUCGUCGCCAGAUCACCCGAGAGAGUCAGCUGGCGCGGGAACCGAACCACGCAGAGACUGCGCCUGAGCACCUGCCUGCAUUGUCAGGAAGGAAACUGUGGAAAAUGAAGCACAACAAGAACCUGUCGAAGAACCAGCCGAAAGGCAACUUCUUAAGGGUGAAGAAGGGCAAAAGGCGACACUGA
Molecule: messenger RNA, 2760 nt
Organism: Neospora caninum
Lineage: Eukaryota; Apicomplexa; Conoidasida; Eucoccidiorida; Sarcocystidae
Product: putative ATP-dependent nucleolar RNA helicase
Exons: 12
Coding region: 1-2760 (919 amino acids)
Cellular component (GO): nucleolus
Molecular function (GO): ATP binding; nucleic acid binding
Source: RefSeq, a predicted model, not a curated record